ACCUCACCAGAAUAUACUCUUGGCACGUGUCAUCGACAAACAGAAUAAUCUAUUCUAUUUUUCAUUAAAAGUGUUUUGAAAAAAACUGUAAAAUGACAAAAGUGCGAAAGGUGAAGCGUAGGAAGACCUACAAAGUCAGUAUAAAUAGAAAAAGAUUGCGGAACAAAUUGCGGAAAGUUCCGAGUAUAACUUGUCCACAGAUAAAGCAAGCCUGGAACUCGAAAAAAUCCACAAAAACCAACUUGCACCAGAUGGGUCUAGCCUACGACCCAAACCAGGUUCUGAAGGUCCCGAACGUGAAGAGCGCCCUGAUAAAAUCCGCGAAACGAAAGGCAUCAGGUGAUCUAGCAGAAAGCGACGAGGAAGCUCCCCCGAGGAAGAGAACCCCGCAGAAGAUCCAAGUGGCUAAGGACCUAGAAGCAGAGGCUCGAGCCCCCAGAGAGAGGCUGUUCAGACUCCCCAAAGGGCAGGUUCUCUUCCUGACACAGCUAAUGGACAAGUACGGGGAGGAUUACAAGGCGAUGGCACGCGACAAGAAGAACUAUUACCAACUCACUUGGAGGCAGAUUCGCCAGAAGAUAAAUACGUUCAAGAAUAUCCCGGAGCAGUAUGGAGAGUACCUCGUGCAGAGUGGGGAGAUUGUUCUGGAUGACCCGAUGACGUUGGAGGAGACGAGGAAGAAGAUUGCUGCGGAAAAUGUUGAGAAGUACUGCAGGAGUAAGAGAGAGAAGACGAAGAAGAAGAGUGUGAUUGGGCAGUGGAUUGAGGAGACGAUUGGAGAUGAUGAGGAAAACACGUUUGAGACGGAUAAAACUUUGGAAGAUGAUGAUGAUGAGGGGAAUGCAGAAGAUUCGAAAAAUAAAUCUGCAGAGGGAAAAUUAAAGCUGUUCCCUGACGACGAGAGCGAGGAGGGCCAGGGUGCUGAUAGGAAGAAGGUGCUUGAGAAAAAAAAUGGUAAGACGAGUGGGAGGAGCAAACGUGAGGAUCGACUGGAGAGAUUAUCAUCGAGUGACAGUGAGGAUAGUGAAGAGCUGGAGGGAGACGACGAUGGAGAGGACUUCAGGGAUCUAGAUGAUAUGAGUGAGGAGGAACUGUCGGAGGACGAUAUCUUGGAUGAUGGAGAAUUUGUCUCGGAUGAGGAGGACAGUGAAUAAAUAUUGUCGAUGACACUUAAUUCAUAAUUCAUAUAAUAGGUGAUGAUGAGGAGGAGGAAGACGUUUAAGACGAAUAAAACCUUGGGCGAUGAUGAUGAUGAUGAGGGGAAUGCAGAAGGUUCGAAAACUAAAUCAUCAACUGCAGAGAGAAAAUUGAAACUGGAGACGACGAUGGAGAGGGCUUCAGGGAUCUAGAUGAUACGACUGAGGAGGAAUGAAUAACGAUGACAGUAAAUAAAUACCGUCGUUCUAUCACAAACUUGAUUUUUUUAAUUACAAAAAUGGAAGUGUAAAUAAGAAUCAGUUAAUGUCUCUCGUUUCGUGCAGAGAAUAUAAUUUUUUAAUGAUUCCUUGAACUUAUCUUUUGGUUAGAUGAUUGAAUACCUGUUCAAUACCAUCUUCUGAAUUGAGAAAGACAAUUAUUCAGUUAUUGGAAUGGUCUCGUAGAUCUUUAAAUGAUAUUCAGGCCAUUUCCAUAAUUCGUAAAUUUUGUAUGAAGUUUUAGGAAGCGUAAGUUAUGAAAUCCUUUAAUUCAUGAUUUAACAUCUCUUGUUUUGUAUAAAGUUAUUCGAAUAAUUUCCUUAAUUUAAUACGAAGUUGAUUGAUUGUUCUUUAGUACAAAUGUUUUUUCAAGCAUGAGCUGGAAAAAUAUCCCUUUAUGUAAUUCUUUUGAAUAAAAGUAGAAAGUUUUUUCUUAUUUUUAUCAUUUUUUGAA
Molecule: messenger RNA, 1869 nt
Organism: Diachasma alloeum
Lineage: Eukaryota; Metazoa; Arthropoda; Insecta; Hymenoptera; Braconidae
Exons: 2
Coding region: 93-1154 (353 amino acids)
Biological process (GO): ribosomal large subunit biogenesis
Cellular component (GO): nucleolus
Source: RefSeq, a predicted model, not a curated record